CGCAACAUAAUGUAACAAGUAAAAGCGAGAGCUAAACCUGCGGGAGGCGUGCUGUGGGGGACGGUGCAUCAUAAAACCAGAAAAGGAUACGCGUCGUUACAGUGGUAAUCUUAUUUAUCAUAACAAGCCAUUUACGCGUAGAUGUUCGUAGUUUAAUUCAAGCUUUGUACCAGGUGAGUUCUAGCAAGGAUGACGAUGCCACACGUAGGGGCAAUAUUUGGAGCAAUAGCUGGAGUGAUGGCCAUCAUGCUGCACUCCUCUAUUCACAAGAUAGAAGAAGGACACCUAGCUGUGUACUACAGGGGUGGAGCUUUGCUGACUACUCCCAACGGUCCUGGAUAUCACAUUAUGAUGCCUUUCAUCACCACCUUCAGAUCAGUGCAGACUACUCUUCAAACUGACGAGAUCAAGAACGUGCCUUGUGGAACGAGCGGUGGUGUGAUGAUCUACUUCGACAGAAUAGAAGUUGUGAACAUGCUCGUCCCCUCAGCAGUGGUGGAAAUUGUGAGGAACUACACUGCAGAUUAUGACAAAACUCUCAUUUUCAACAAAAUUCACCAUGAACUCAACCAGUUCUGCAGCGUGCACACAUUACAGGAAGUCUACAUCGAGCUGUUUGACAUCAUAGAUGAGAACCUGAAGGUUGCUUUGCAGAAAGAACUUACUAUUAUGGGACCUGGACUUACAAUUCAGGCAGUGCGUGUUACCAAGCCAAAGAUCCCUGAAUCUAUCAGGAGGAACUUUGAACUCAUGGAGGCAGAGAAGACCCGUCUGAUGAUAACAGCACAGACUCAGAGAGUGGUGGAAAAGGAGGCCGAGACCGAACGGAAGAGGGCCAUUAUUGAGGCUCAGAAAGUGGCUCUGGUCGCAGAGAUCCAGUUCCAGCAGAAAGUGAUGGAGAAAGAGACGGAGAAGAAGAUCUCUGAAAUCGAGGAUUCUGCCUUCUUGGCCAGGGAGAGGGCUCGAGCUGAUGCAGAAUAUUACACUGCUGCCAAGUUUGCUGAAUCAAACAAGGUGAAGUUAACCCCGGAGUACCUGGAGCUGAUGAAGUACCAAUCCAUAGCCACUAACAGUAAGAUCUACUUCGGCCAGGACAUCCCCAACAUGUUUGUAGAGGGAGCCGACAGCCCCCCUAAGUCAGCGCACGCCCCCCACAACGCUCAGAUGGAGCACUGAACUCCAGAUGACGGGAGGGAAAGCUUUGCAGAUGGUUUGGUGAAUGAUAAGGCACUAAAUGGCAAAGAGUGAGAUAGAUUAGACAAGCAGGAGUGAGAGCAAGACAAAUGCGAGAAAAAGGGAACUUUUUUUUUUAACCUUCUAAUCUUUUUGGAGGACAAGUUUUAGGAAGGAGAAUGAUGCCAUAGUGAAACAUUAACAGCAUACUCAAUGCUUCUGCCCGAGAGAGCGACAGCAAGUAGUCGCCCUGAUUUACAUGUGCUUGCAAUCAGUGCAGUGUUUAACUUGGCUGUUAGAUCUGCAUCCUUUGUGUGUUGUAUGCAAGAGGAGAGAUUUGUGAUGAAUGAUUUUGGAGGAUUAAUUUCUGGUUGAGUAGGACUGGAAUCUAACAGGUGACACUAAUUAAUUCAAAGCUGAAAUCCUACAGACAUGAAAACUGAGAUUAUGUAAAACAAUAGCGUUAGUGGCCUGACUUUGUUAUACUUUCCCCUGAUUUCAAAUAGAACUUUACGGAUACUCAAGUCUUUAAAGGUGGAGGGGUAUUGUGUGUUUAUAUAGUUAAUAAACUGUGGUGUCAGAUUAGUAGUAAUGUAGUUUAUUCUCUAGUAGCUUGGUGGUCGUUUGCUGUUAUUAGAUGUGGUUGAGUGCAGCCUCUUCAGAAAGACUUGAGAUGCUUUACUAAAACCUGCUGUGGCAUUAACUGUGAGCUCAAGGAUAGUCCUCUUAAAGCUCAUCUAAACCCAUAGAAAAUAAGGUAACUGAUAUUAGAGUUAACCAAUAAAGCAUUUGAUUUAUAGGGUGGAGUCCGGAUUUGUAUUCCUCGUUGAGACGUCGGCACAUCUUUCUUUCCUACGUCUGGUUUUGAUUAUUAGAGCCAUCCAUGCAUGUGGAAAUGUGUAGUGGCUUGAUUCAGAUGAUUAUUAGCGCCUGCAAUUGUCAGCCAACUCUUGUUAUGCAGCUUAUUCAGAUGUGGUGAAAUGUAAAUUCUCAGGAAAUUGACUUUUAUUUUGUUGCAACAGUUGCUCAAUGUUGCUGAAAAUUAAAAAUUGGACUCUGGUGACACCAGCUGGAUAAUCAAAGCUUUGGUUAUCCACAUUAAAGGUGUCAUUUUGAGUCCACCAUCAUUUUAUUGUACCGUCUAGUCGCAGUCGGUGCAAAUAAGGUCUUGGAAAAAAACAGAAGAGAAUAAGACAAUGGCUAACUUCCAAUAUCAAUGUUUAUAUUUUCCUGCAAUCCAAGAAUUGAUAGAAUGCAAAGUUUAUUCAUUCUUUGCUAAAGAAGAUAAUACACAGCUCCUGAUUACAGUAUUAACUUAGGUAGAAAUGAAUUACACUUCUCAUCAGUUUUGUAUGAUAAUAUGAGUUCCAGUACUACACAAUAACAAGCUUUGGUUAAUGUUGAUGAAGCUGUGGCUUAAAUAAGAUGCAAGUUGGUGCUAGUUUUAAUGAUCUGUUUAAGCUUUUGGAUUUUGUUCAGCUCUACUACAUAAUUCUUCCACUAUCAGAAUGCAAGCCUUAAAUAUUAAUGGGUUAGCCUAGGCUUACGAUUAAGUGAUUCUUAUAUACUAAAAAGCUCCUUUUAACUUGACUGUGAGACCUCUUAAGAGCUUGGAUGUACAUAAAGACCUGCGGCCUCAUCAUAGACUCUGUGGAGACAGAACUAGCAGUGGGCGCUUCAGGUGUUCACAACAUGUCGUGAUGUUUACUUGACCUACGAAUGGCACGAAAGGCUUCUUUCUGCGUUUGCUUUGGUGGUGGGUUCAAAUAGAAAUGCAAAGGAGGGGAAUUAAUCACUCAUGAAAAUGAUUUUUUUUUCGUCUAUUUUGUACGGUCUGUGAAAAUUCAACAUUAUCUCCUUGUUUUAAAAGAUUUAUAUGCAAAAAUGUUUUCAAGUUUUGACAAUGUUCUUAUGUAAAAUAAAACCUAUUUUGGUACCUCUCUUCUC
Molecule: messenger RNA, 3120 nt
Organism: Gymnodraco acuticeps
Lineage: Eukaryota; Metazoa; Chordata; Actinopteri; Perciformes; Bathydraconidae
Gene: erlin1
Product: ER lipid raft associated 1
Exons: 12
Coding region: 190-1176 (328 amino acids)
Biological process (GO): SREBP signaling pathway
Cellular component (GO): endoplasmic reticulum; endoplasmic reticulum membrane
Molecular function (GO): ubiquitin protein ligase binding; cholesterol binding
Source: RefSeq, a predicted model, not a curated record